Molecule: messenger RNA, 2676 nt
Organism: Pseudopipra pipra
Lineage: Eukaryota; Metazoa; Chordata; Aves; Passeriformes; Pipridae
Gene: PRDM4
Product: PR/SET domain 4
Exons: 11
Coding region: 128-2530 (800 amino acids)
Biological process (GO): transcription by RNA polymerase II; regulation of gene expression
Cellular component (GO): nucleus
Molecular function (GO): DNA-binding transcription factor activity, RNA polymerase II-specific; histone methyltransferase binding
Source: RefSeq, a predicted model, not a curated record
GCGGCGCUGGGGGUUGCGGCCGGGCCGUGCCUGGGGCCGGAACCGGGGCCGGGGGCAGGCGGCGGGCCGGGGCCGAGGGCCCUGAUGCGGCUGCGGGCGCUCCGCCGCCGGAGAGGCGCCGGGCUCCAUGCACCCCAGAAUGAAUGAAAUGAACCUGAGUCCUGUAGGGAUGGACCAGCUGACCUCAUCCUCUGUGAGCAAUGCCCUGCCGGUCUCGGGGAGUCACUUGGGGUUGGCGGCGUCCCCCACUCACAAUGCCAUACCAGCACCAGGCUUGCCUGUUGCAAUUCCAAACUUGGGCCCCUCCUUGAGUUCCUUGCCCUCUGCUCUAUCUCUGAUGCUCCCAAUGGGUAUUGGGGAUCGAGGAGUGAUGUGUGGUAUACCAGAGAGAAACUACACCCUACCUCCGCCACCAUACCCUCACCUGGAGAGCAGCUAUUUCAGACACAUUCUACCUGGUAUCUUAUCUUACUUGGCAGACAGACCGCCACCUCAGUACAUCCAUCCCAACACUAUAAAUGUUGACAGCAAUCCAGCAUUGUCAGUCUCCAACAAUCCAUCGGCCCUGGAUCCCUACCAGCCCAGUGGAACCGUGGGGCUGGAACCAGGGAUUGUCUCCAUGGACUCCCGCACAGUGAACACACAUGGUCCUCAAAAUCUGCAUCCUAGUGACAGCCAUGAGGUAGCACUGGAUACUACAAUCACCAUGGAGAGCGUUUCGAGGGUAACCAGCCCUAUCUCCACAGAUGGGAUGACAGAGGAGCUCACGAUGGAUGAUGUAGCCGGGGAUCAUUCACAGAUCCCAAAUGGCUCCCGGAGCCAUGAACCUUUAUCCGUAGACACAGUGGGGAGUAACUUGACAUCGGAUGCUGUGGGACACGGCGGUGUCAUUCCCAUUCACGGUAGCACUUUGGAACUCCCUGUCGUCAUGGAGCCCGACCACAUUGGCGGGCGAGUGACAGGGAUAUCGGACAGCACACUAAAUGACUCCAUUCAUACUGUGGCCAUGAGCACCAACUCCGUGAGUGUGGCGCUCUCUACCUCACACAACCUCGCUUCCCUGGACUCAGUAGCCUUGCAUGAAGUGGGCCUCAGCCUUGAGCCAGUGGCGGUGUCUUCCAUCAAUCAGGAAGUAGCCAUGGGGCCAAGUCAUGUGGAUGUGUCUGCAGACAAUCUUGCCUUUGUACCACCCUCUCUGCAAAUGGAAGACUCCAAUUCGAACAAGGAGAAUAUGGCAACCUUGUUUACCAUAUGGUGCACACUGUGUGACAAGGCGUAUCCGUCGGACUGCCCAGACCACGGGCCCGUCACCUUUGUCCCUGACACCCCGAUAGAGAGCCGAGCCCGGCUUUCUCUCCCUAAGCAGCUCGUCCUCCGGCAGUCUAUCAUGGGAGCUGAGGCGGGUGUGUGGACACGAGAAACCAUUCCUGUGCGGACUUGUUUUGGACCUUUGAUCGGACAGCAGAGCCAUUCUCUGGAGGUGGCCGACUGGACAGACAAAGCAGCCAGUCACAUCUGGAAGAUCUAUCACAGUGGUGUCCUGGAGUUCUGCCUCAUUACAACUGAUGAAAAUGAAUGUAACUGGAUGAUGUUUGUACGCAAAGCCAGGAACCGGGAAGAGCAGAAUCUGGUAGCUUAUCCUCACGAUGGAAAAAUUUACUUCUGCACCUCUCGGGACAUCCCACCUGAACAUGAGCUUCUCUUUUAUUACAGUCGGGACUAUGCACGACAGCUUGGUGUCCCUGAACAUCCAGAUGUGCACAUCUGCCACUGUGGAAAGGAAUGCGCUUCCUAUGUGGACUUCAAGGCCCAUUUGAGCAGCCAUAUUCACAACCACCUCCCCAGUCAGGGGCACAGCAGCAACCAUGGGCCAGGCCACGGAAAGGAAAGGAAGUGGAAGUGCUCCAUGUGCCCCCAGGCUUUCAUCUCCCCUUCCAAGCUCCAUGUCCACUUCAUGGGGCACAUGGGCAUGAAGCCGCACAAGUGCGAUUUCUGUAGCAAAGCUUUCAGCGAUCCCAGCAACUUACGGACACACCUCAAGAUACACACAGGUCAGAAGAACUACCGCUGUACCCUCUGUGACAAGUCGUUCACCCAGAAGGCCCACCUGGAAUCGCACAUGGUCAUCCACACUGGGGAGAAGAACCUCAAGUGCGAUUACUGCGAGAAGCUGUUCAUGCGGAGGCAGGACCUCAAGCAGCACGUGCUCACUCACACACAAGAACGGCAGAUCAAGUGCCCCAAGUGUGACAAGCUGUUUCUGAGGACAAAUCACCUGAAGAAGCAUCUCAAUUCACAUGAAGGAAAGAGGGACUAUGUCUGUGAAAAAUGUUCCAAGGCUUAUUUAACCAAAUAUCACCUCACUCGCCACCUAAAAAUAUGUAAAGGCCCCACAUCCAGCUUGUCAGCCCCAGACGAAGAAGAGGAGGAGGAUUCAGAGGAAGAAUUAAUAGACUCUAUGAGGACUGAAGACUGUAGGAUUAACAAUGGAGUCUAUUCAACAGGUGAUGCCCUCUCUGGACACAAAUGAAGAAGAGAGGGACAUUUUCUUGGAUAAGUAGGGAAGGAAAAAACCCUCUUCCUUGUUUCCCCAGUCAACAAUGUAUGUCAGGUGAGGAGUUUUCCUUCUGUUUUGGUCUCCACACUACCACCACUUAAUAUACUCUGUAGCCAAAA